Messenger RNA from Trichoderma aggressivum f. europaeum, 882 nucleotides. RefSeq lists its product as uncharacterized. NCBI's taxonomy places the organism in Eukaryota, Fungi, Ascomycota, Sordariomycetes, Hypocreales, Hypocreaceae. The coding region runs from base 1 to 882 and encodes 293 amino acids. The record is from RefSeq and is a predicted model, not a curated record. The transcript is spliced from 3 exons.
AUGCGCUACCUUCUUCCAGCAGUGCUCGGUGCACUGAGCCUGAUUUACGUCGAUGGUGUUGCUGCCCAGGACACGCCCACCUGUGUGCCUGGUUGUGCGAACACUGUCAGAGGCCAAUUCACUCAGUAUGGCUGCGUUAAUGCAGAUGACGCUGCCUGUCUCUGUGCAAACGCCAACUUCGGAUUUGGCGUACGAGACUGUGGUCAAACUGGUUGCGGCGCUACGGACGUCCAGAUCCAGGCCUUUCUAGCUGGGUCCUUUUGUCAGGGUAAGGGUCCAAAUGUAUGGACAAGAUAUGUCGUGUACUCAUCCAUCCAUAGGUCAACAAUUGGCGUUUACACCAACGGGUGCAUCAGCUCCUCCGACCUCAACACCACCGGCGACUCCAGGCUCGUCCGAGACGACGGCUCCUCCAAGCGAAACAACCCCAAGUCCAACAUCGCCGCCAACGAUAUCUGCCCCGAGCUCAGAAACAGCGCCUCCGUCUUCAUCGCCACCGGCCACCGAGCCACCAACUACAGCAUCGUCGGCCACGACAGGACCAGCCUCCGUUCCCACCCAACCCUCUGCUCCGCCGACAGGAACCCCUCCACACUCAAACUCUACAAUUCCCGCGCUGCUCCAGCAGGUGGUUUGUCUCAAGGCGCGGCCAUUGGAAUCGGUGUCGGAGUCGCUGCUGCUGUAGUUGCAAUUGCAUUUGCCGGCGUCUUCUUUUUCUUGAAAAAUCGCAGCCGAACUCACGAUUCCUUCGACAUCUCUGCGCCGCCUCCUAGUUCCGGUCGUGGCCAAGGCGCGUUUGAAAAGUAUUCGAAUGAUCUCGAACUGGUUUCUAACCGGUACGAAGACAUGGUACCUCGGCAGCAGCCAAGAGCCAUGGUGUAG